Heterostelium album PN500 is the source of this 1305-nucleotide messenger RNA. RefSeq names its product SAM-dependent methyltransferase. The record is from RefSeq and is a predicted model, not a curated record. NCBI's taxonomy places the organism in Eukaryota, Evosea, Eumycetozoa, Acytosteliales, Acytosteliaceae. The coding region runs from base 1 to 1305 and encodes 434 amino acids. The transcript has a single exon.
AUGUUUAAAACUAAAUUAAAUAAUCUAUCUAAAUUAUUAGUAUAUAACAAUAGAUAUUUAUCAUGUAGAGUUACACAUUUAUCUUUUUGUAGUGUAUCAACUACAAAUACAAUAGUAGAUUCGAUAUCAUCAUUAUCAAAGAGUAAUAAUAGCAACAAUGAUAUUACUAGUAUUAACGAUAGUAAUCAUAAAAAUAUAAAUAAAGAUCAAAUAUUGACAUUUAAAAGAAAAAAGAAAAAGCAAUUCAAAGUAGAUGUAAAUACCAAUUUGAAUUAUAUUAGAGAGGCAGAGCAAUUGUCAUUGCAAAACGAGAAACAAGAUACCAUCUCAUUUGACCCGAUAGGCUAUGCAGAGUCUACCUUUCCAAACAAGAAUGGUGCACCACGUCAAGGAAGAUUAGCACCCACCAGCACUGCUAAAAUCAAAAUUCUCUCGAGACAUGCUGACUCUCUGCUAAAAGGUCUAUCGGAUUUCAGUCACGUAUGGAUAUUAUUUUGGUUUCACAACAAUUAUAAAAGAAUAGAACAACGACAAUCUCAACAACAACAACCACAAGAUGAACAACAACAACAACUACUACAACAACAACAACAACAAUCACAAUCAACAAAUUCAACAUUAUCAUCGAAAUCAAAAUAUUAUAAUAAGAAAGAUUAUGUUUAUUUAAAAGAGAAUAGAUAUCCACCUUCACAAGUAAUGGUUAGUCCACCGAUGUUGAAUGGUCGAAGAGUUGGUGUUCUAGCUAGUCGUACGCCUCAUAGAUUGGUUCCUAUUGGUAUGACGAUGUGCAAGUUGGAUAGAGUUGACUACGAUACUAUCUAUCUGAGUGGAAUCGACAUGAUCGAUGGAACACCUAUCGUCGAUAUCAAACCAUACAUACCGAAGUUCGAUAGUGAACCAAAUGCAACCAUACCAGAAUGGGUCAACUCCAAGAGCGAUAUCAAAGAGAUUGUAUUCUCCGAUAAAGCAAUCAAUGGUAUAAUCAAAACAUUAUCAACUGUUGGUUUGAAAUCAUUAGGUAUAGAACAAAGUAAAAUAGCCAAUAAUAAUAGUAUAGAUGAACAAUUAAACAAAGUAAAAGAUCUAAUUAUAGAGAUUCUACUUAAUGAACCAAGAUCGAUUUAUAGAAAGAAAAAGUUAACAUAUGAAAGUUGGGGAUUCUUUGUUGAUACACUAAAUGUAGAGUGUCGUGUCGAUGAGAAUGGAGUGGCCACUGUAUUCGAUGUUGAAGAUGCAGAUACAUUCAAACUUAAAAAGAAUAGAUCAUUACAAGAUGAAGAAGAAGAAGAAGAGGAGGAAGAUUAA